AUGUGGGAGUCCAUUAGGGACUACCCACUCCAUCCCCGUAUAGUUAGACGCCUUCAGGAUACGGGUUUCUAUAAGAUCAUAGAGAUCGGCCGGUUGCAGUUCGACUGGGCUUUGAUCACGACUAUGAUAGAGCGGUGGCGACCAGAGACGCACACGUUUCAUCUACCCAUCGGCGAGGCUACCAUCACGCUUGAGGACGUGGAGGUUCUUUUCAGGCUGACGGUUGAUGGAUUACCGUGGCUCACCGGUUUCCAGCCAGCAGAGGAGACUCUAUUGAGUGGGUUCAGUCGUUCGCAGUUGACCCCCGUUCAACAGCAUCUGGAGGCGAGAGAUGCGGAGAUUACGGAUGAUUCACCACCAGAGGUUAUUGACCGGUAUACGAGAUUGUUACUUCUGAUGUUUGGUGGUGUACUGUUCCCGAACACUUCAGAAAACCUAGUCAGCUUGAAAUUUCUACAUCAUCUUGAGCGACUAGAUGAUUUACCUGGUUACAGCUGGGGUGCAGCUGUUUUAGGUUACCUGUAUAAGCAGAUGUGUCGGGCGUGCAUGGGCACCCAGAGAGACAUUGCCGGAUUUUUAUCGCUGCUGCAGAUGAAAACAUAG
This is a messenger RNA of Nicotiana attenuata, 603 nucleotides long. Its product is annotated as serine/threonine-protein phosphatase 7 long form homolog. The transcript has 2 exons. The coding region runs from base 1 to 603 and encodes 200 amino acids. Lineage: Eukaryota; Viridiplantae; Streptophyta; Magnoliopsida; Solanales; Solanaceae. The record is from RefSeq and is a predicted model, not a curated record. Gene Ontology annotation, biological process: meristem development; meristem maintenance.